CGUUUCAAUCAUAACCUCAAUUUGAUUGACGCGAAAUUGUGUUUGUGCGUCGUAUUGUAUACCAAAAUAAGAUUUAAUUAGUAAUAAUUCAUUAAAUAAGUUAAUGUUAGUGUUUUCUGAUUGUUUAUAAGUAAACCAGCAGCAUGGCGGAUGCUGCGGCUAGACAGUUGCAGUACGAGUAUAAAGCGAACUCGAAUCUCGUACUUCAAGCUGAUGUUCGGCUCAUUGAGCGCCGCGGUCGUGAUGAAGCGACGGGAGAGGUUCUCUCGCUGUCGGGCAAGCUUACUGGGACGCGAAUGGGUGACCGUGCUCAGCGCACGAAGCCCGAUAAAGCCGAGGAGCGGAAAGUGAAACGUCAAAAACGUGACGAGGCAUCAUAUGAGCUGUCCAAGUCCAAAGGCAACCGUGCCGCAUGGUCGGACGAGAACACGGGAGCGGUGUACCGUCCGCGGGCCCAGCACACUAGACACGCCUAUGAGCUGCUGCUGUCCUUCAUGCAAGGGUCUCUCGGGGAUCAGCCGAGAGAUAUUCUUUGUGGUGCCUGUGAUGAGGUACUUGUAGUGCUCAAGAAUGACAGACUGAAAGAUCUAGAGAAGAAGAAAGAGAUAGAGCUACUCCUUGGACCUAUUCCUGAUGACAGAUUUGCACUACUUGUGAACUUAGGCAAGAAGAUAACCGACUUCAACAUUAGCUCACCGACAGAGGGCAACACGGAGAUCGACGAGACAUAUGGCAUUAAUGUGCAGUUUGAAGAGUCUUCGGAGGAAGACGAUGAAGAUGCUUAUGGAGAGGUUCGCGAAGAAGAUAGAGAAGAAGGGGAGGGGUCAGACAAUGAGAAAGAGAAGGAGAGUAGUGCAGAGGAGGACAGCGAUGGCGAGGGGAAACGGAACGCCAUACACGCGAAUCUGUCUGAGGAGCAAUCUCACAAGAGACGAGACACAGUCAUCCAUCCGAUGGACAUUGAUGCCUAUUGGCUACAAAGACGGCUGUCCAGGCAUUUCCCUGAUGCUAUGCUGUCACAGGCGAAAUCCAGCGAAGUACUUAAGGCACUUGAUGACGCUGCUGACGACAGAGAUUUGGAGAAUAGACUAGUCUUGAUGCUCGGCUACGAUUGUUUCGAAUUCGUCAAGAUACUGACCAAAUACAGAUACACUGUGUUAUACUGCACGAAGCUCGCCUCUUCUCAAUCGGAGAGCGAACGCCAAGCUCUGAGAGAUGAAAUGAGCCGGCAGCCGCAUCUUAUGAAGAUCUUAGCCCAGUUGGAAACUGGGAAGGGCGAUGAUGAGAGCGCCCGCGAACAAUCUGAAGCGCCUCGGAAGCGGCACAAAGCCGAGGCGGCCGGGAGCGGCCAAGCCGCCGGCAACCGGCAAAUGCUGCAGCUUGAAGAGUUAGUCUUCGCUGCCGGAGCUCACUUCAUGGCCAACAAGCGAUGCCAGCUGCCCCCGGGCUCCUUCAGGAAGCAGCGGAAAGGUUAUGAAGAAGUCCACGUGCCAGCGCUAAAACCGAAACCCUUCGACGAAGGCGAAACCCUUUUGCCGGUCGAGCAACUGCCGAAAUACGUGCAGCCAGCGUUUGAAGGGUUCAAGACUUUGAACAGGAUACAGAGCCGCAUAUCCGACGCUGCUCUCAACUCAGACAAGAACUUACUAGUAUGUGCUCCAACCGGCGCCGGAAAAACCAACGUAGCCCUGCUCUGUAUAUUACGUGAAGUCGGCAAACAUGUCAACGAUGACGGGACCGUCAACGCGUCCGACUUUAAGAUGAUCUAUGUGGCGCCUAUGCGGUCUCUAGUACAAGAAAUGGUGGGUAACUUCAGCAAGCGUCUCGCAGCCUACAACAUGAAAGUCUCUGAGUUGACCGGUGACCACCAGCUGACCAGGGAACAGAUCGAAGCUACUCAACUGAUUGUCUGCACCCCGGAGAAGUGGGAUAUCAUUACUAGAAAAGGUGGCGAGCGGUCCUUCACCAAUCUCGUACGGCUGAUAAUCAUCGAUGAAGUGCAUCUACUUCACGACGAACGAGGACCGGUGUUGGAGGCACUCGUCGCCAGGACUUUAAGGACAGUGGAGCAGACUCAAGAGGAGGUCCGACUGGUGGGCCUAUCAGCUACGUUGCCAAACUACAAGGAUGUGGCUGCCUUCCUUAGAGUGGAAAAGGAGGGUUUGUUCCACUUCGACAACUCUUUCAGACCAGUGGCGUUGGAACAGCAGUACAUCGGUGUGACAGAGAAGAAAGCACUGAAGCGGUUCCAAGUUAUGAACGACAUAGUAUAUGAGAAGACCAUGGAACACGCCGGCAGGAAUCAGAUUCUCGUGUUCGUGCACUCUCGCAAAGAGACCGGCAAGACGGCGCGGGCUAUUCGAGACAUGUGUUUGGAAAAGGACACCCUUGGACAAUUCCUCAGAGAAGGCUCAGCCAGCACCGAAGUGCUCCGUACAGAAGCGGAUCAGGUGAAGAACCCUGAGCUGCGUGAACUGCUUCCAUAUGGGUUCGCGAUACAUCACGCCGGCAUGAGCCGCGUGGACCGAACGCUCGUUGAAGAUCUGUUCGCCGAUAGACAUAUCCAGGUCCUAGUAUCAACCGCCACUCUCGCCUGGGGUGUGAACUUGCCCGCCCACACGGUAAUCGUGAAAGGGACACAGGUGUAUUCCCCGGAAAAGGGGCGCUGGAGCGAGCUGGGGGCCCUCGACGUUUUGCAGAUGUUGGGGCGCGCUGGCAGACCGCAGUACGAUACUAAGGGAGAAGGCAUCCUAAUAACGAAUCACUCGGAGCUACAAUACUACCUAUCGCUCCUGAAUCAGCAGCUACCAAUCGAGUCCCAAUUGGUCGGAAAACUGCCCGAUAUGCUCAACGCUGAGAUCGUGCUGGGCUCCGUACAGAGCGUGCGGGACGCUGUCACGUGGCUUGGAUACACAUACUUAUACAUUCGGAUGAUGCGAGAACCGGCUCUCUACGGCAUCACGCCGGAGAAAAUGCAAGAUGACAACCUUCUAGAGUUGCACAGGGCUGACUUGAUACACACCGCCGCUAGCUUGUUAGAUAAGGCCGGACUUAUCAAAUACGAGCGGAAAUCCGGCCAUUUCCAACCGACCGAACUCGGUCGCAUCGCCUCACAUUUCUACUGCACGUACGAAACCAUGCAGUCAUACAACCAACUGCUGAAACCUACGCUAGGAGAGAUAGAACUGUUCCGCGUGUUCUCUCUGUCUGCCGAGUUCAAAAAUAUUACUGUUAGAGAGGAAGAGAAGCUGGAACUACACAAGCUGAUGGAAAGAGUACCAAUCCCAAUAAAGGAAAGCAUAGAAGAACCUUCAGCCAAAGUCAACGUGUUACUACAAGCGUACAUAUCCCAGCUGAAGCUAGAAGGAUUCGCUCUAAUGGCAGAUAUGGUGUAUGUUACUCAGUCUGCCAGUCGCCUGCUGCGGGCCAUUUUUGAGAUAGUGCUCCAUAGAGGCUGGGCCCAGCUGGUGGACAAGACGCUAGCGCUCUGCAAGAUGGUGGACCGACGCAUGUGGCAAUCCAUGUCGCCACUUCGACAGUUCCGGAAGAUGCCUGAAGAGGUGAUAAAGAAACUAGAAAAGAAAAACUUCCCCUGGGAGAAACUCUACGAACUUGGACCCAACGAAAUAGGCGAACUUGUCCGAGCACCGAAACUCGGCAAAAUGAUCCACAAAUACGUUCACCAGUUUCCGAAACUAGAGCUCUCCACACACAUACAACCGAUCACUAGAAGCACGCUGAGAGUACAACUAACAAUUACUCCUGACUUCCAUUGGGAUGAAAAGAUCCACGGGCAAUCGGAAGCUUUCUGGAUCCUGGUUGAAGAUGUGGAUUCCGAAGUGGUUCUGCAUCACGAGUUCCUACUGCUUAAGGAGAAAUACUGCAAGGAUGAACACACGGUCAAACUUUUCGUGCCAGUGUUUGAGCCCCUACCGCCGCAAUACUUCCUUAGGGUUGUAUCUGACAGAUGGAUAGCAGCAGAGACCCAACUCCCCGUCUCGUUCCAACAUCUAAUCUUGCCCGAGAAGAAUCUUCCUCCGACCGAGCUGUUGGAUCUUCAGCCGUUACCCGUCUCCGCUCUCCGGAACCCUAAGUUUGAGAAGCUGUAUGAAUUCAAACAAUUCAACCCGGUCCAAACUCAGGUGUUCAACGCAGUUUACAACACAGAUGACAACGUGUUCGUUGGCGCUCCAUCCGGUUCCGGCAAAUCUGUCAUCGCUGAACUGGCCCUACUACGACUGUUGUCGAGUAACGCCGCGGGCAGAGUAGUAUAUCUACUGCCUAAGGACGCGCUGGCUGAUAUCGUGUUCUCGGAUUGGUACCAUAAGUUCGCUACACAAGAUGGAUUUAAUCUAAAGGUGGUCCAACUGACAGGAGAGACGGCAACAGAUCACAAGCUGCUGAACAAAGGACAGAUUAUCAUUACUACCGCUGAGAAGUGGGACGUACUCUCGCGAAGAUGGAAAGUCCGAAAGAGCGUUCAAUCCGUCUCCCUCUUCAUCGUGGAUGCCCUACAACUGUUGGGAGGAGACGAGGGUCCAGUGUUGGAGGUGGUAUGCUCUCGGAUGCGGUACAUAUCUUCACAGAUCGGUCGUCAAAUCCGCAUAGUGGCUCUGUCGCUCCCCCUGGCGGACGCGCGCGACGUGGCGCAGUGGCUCGGCUGCAACUCGAACGCUACCUUCAACUUCCAUCCCAGUGUGAGGCCGCUACCUCUCGAGUUACAUAUUCAGGGUUACAACAUUCCUCACGCGGCAUCCCGUCUCUCCUCCAUGACGAAGCCCAUAUACAAUGCCAUCGUGCGCCACGCCGGCUCCAGACCCGCUGCCGUCUUCGUACCUUCUAGAAGAGACUCCAGGCUGCUGGCAGCUGAUCUGCUAGCCUUGGCUGCUGCGCAAGGGAAGGCGGCGAGAUUCCUGCACGCAAAUCAGGAUCUGAUGCAGCAGUAUCUUGAUAAAAUACAGGAUAAGAUGUUAAAGGAGACCCUCGCAGCCGGCGUGUCAUAUCUCCACGAGGGCGUUGACCCCAGCGACCGGCGCGUGGUUCAGUUCCUGGUGUCCAGCGGAGCCGUGCAGCUCUGCGUGGUGGCGGCGGAACUAGCCUGGGCCUUCGCUGCACACGUGCACACUGUCAUAGUGUGCGACACACACACAUACAACGGCAAACUCCACACCUACGAACAGUACCCGAUCACAACCGUCCUUCACAUGCUGGGCCGCGCCUGCCCCUCAUCAGAUGACGAUCACUCCGUAGCCGUACUGAUGUGUCGCGCUCACCACAAGACCUUCUUCACGAAACUGCUUCUAGACUGUCUCCCGCUGGAGAGCCAUCUGGACCAUAGACUGCACGACCACAUGAAUGCCGAGAUUGUGACAAAAACCAUAGAGAACAAGCAAGACGCUGUGGACUAUCUUACUUGGACCUUCCUGUACCGAAGGUUGACCAUGAACCCCAACUACUACAACCUACAGGGGGUCACUCACAGACAUCUAUCGGACCACCUGUCGGAGCUGGUGGAGACGACCUUGACAGACCUGGAGCAGUCCAAAUGCAUCGCCAUUGAAGAAGAUAUGGACCUUCAGCCUUUGAACUUGGGCAUGAUCGCUUCGUAUUACUACAUCAACUAUACUACCAUCGAGCUGUUCAGCUUAUCCCUGACAAGUAAGACGAAGAUCCGAGGCCUUCUGGAGAUCAUCUCAUCAGCGGCUGAAUAUUCCGAGCUCUGCAUCAGACACAGGGAGGAAAACAUCAUCAAAGCAUUGGCUAACAAAGUCCCACACAAGCCUACCUCGGCAUCCGGCACCGUGAAAUACAACGAUCCACACGUGAAAGCGCACGUUUUACUCCAAGCCCAUCUCUCCCGCACACAACUGCCGCAGGAGUUACAGCAAGACACACAACUUGUGCUCACCAAGGCGAUCCGACUAAUCCAAGCGUGCGUCGACGUAGUGUCUUCCAGCGGUUGGCUUUCCCCGGCCGUUGCUGCCAUGGAGCUGGCCCAGAUGGUCACCCAGGCGAUGUGGGCCAAAGAUUCAUAUCUCCGACAACUGCCACACUUCACUCCGGAGGUGGUCCAACGCUGUACUGACAAGGGUGUAGAAACCGUCUUCGACGUCAUGGAGUUAGAAGACGCGGCGCGUGCUAAGCUGUUACAACUGUCCCCGGCUGAAAUGGCCGAUGUGGCUCGCUUCUGUAACCGUUACCCCAACGUCGAACUUGUCUACGAGGUGAAAGAUGAGCGUCGUCUGCGCGUGGGCAAGCCUAUCGUGGUUGAAGUGGCGUUGGAACGAGAGGACGAUGUGGUGGGACCAGUCAUCGCGCCAUUCUUCCCGCAGAAACGAGAAGAAGGUUGGUGGGUUGUAAUCGGCGCUCCAAAAACCAACAGCCUCCUCUCAAUCAAGCGCGUCUCCCUGGGCAAGAGUGCGCGCGUCCGCUUAGACUUCGUGUGCGGCUUGGCGGGCCGGCACUCGUACACGCUGUACUUCAUGUCCGACGCGUACCUCGGCGCCGACCAGGAGUACAAGUUCCACGUGGACGUCGCCGACGCUAAUGAUGAUGAUGACUCGGACGAGUAGUGGCGGUAGGAGUCUGUUUGAAUGUGUAAUGAUAGGGAAGUGAAUAAAAUAUAACUAAACUUUGA
Messenger RNA from Leguminivora glycinivorella, 6637 nucleotides. RefSeq names its product putative U5 small nuclear ribonucleoprotein 200 kDa helicase (gene l(3)72Ab). Lineage: Eukaryota; Metazoa; Arthropoda; Insecta; Lepidoptera; Tortricidae. The coding region runs from base 144 to 6572 and encodes 2142 amino acids. The record is from RefSeq and is a predicted model, not a curated record. Gene Ontology annotation, cellular component: nucleus. The transcript is spliced from 43 exons. Gene Ontology annotation, molecular function: nucleic acid binding; ATP hydrolysis activity; ATP binding.